Striga asiatica is the source of this 3321-nucleotide messenger RNA. Lineage: Eukaryota; Viridiplantae; Streptophyta; Magnoliopsida; Lamiales; Orobanchaceae. The record is from the annotation of a GenBank genome assembly.
AUGCAAAAAUACGGAACUCUUGGUAGAGUUUUGCAGCUACUGGUGCUUGUUAAGUUUAUCGAAUGUUAUAUUGCAUUACUCUGUGCGUAUGAACAUGACUUUCUGAUUUGCAGUGCAGCUGGUUAUUUGAAAAUGAUUUUGGAGCUGGGUUUUAGAGGUGGCAAGGGCGUGAAAGGCCAAGAAGUGAAAAUUAGAGUGGCUUUCGUGGUUACUGUUUCCAUAUGGAUUAGCCUUGCGGGUCUUUAUGCUUUGUUGAAGCCAAUAUCAAAUGGUUGUGUCAUGACAUAUAUGUACCCUACAUACAUUCCCGUAUCCACUCCAGAAAAUGUGUCGUCUGCGAAGUACGGUUUAUACUUGUACCAUGAAGGAUGGAAAACGAUUGAUUUUAAUGAACACCUUAGACAGCUUAAUGGUGUCCCUGUGAGAUCCCUGGGUGCAGAGUCUGAUAGGGCUUAUCAAGGAGGUCCACUCGAAUGGGACUCUUACCAAGCAUCCCCAAUUUUCAGGGAGGAAGUCGAUAUUGAUUACUCCGACAUUAAGUUACCCAGUCGAUACGCUUCCAUGCUUGAUUGGUUUGCAGUAGAUCUUGAGGGUGAACACUCUGCAAUGGAUGGUCAGAUACUUCAAGAACACGCGGAAUAUGUAGUAUAUGCCAUUCACAGGAUUUUGGACCACUACAAAGAAUCUCGUGAUGCUCGAGCAAACGAAAGCUCUUCUGUUUCUGGAACCGUACCGAAAAGUGUCAUUUUGGUUGGUCAUUCUAUGGGUGGUUUUAUUGCUAGGGCCGCAGUUGUGCAUCCUCACUUGAGAAAGUUUGCUGUUGAAACUGUUCUGACACUUUCCAGCCCACACCAGUCUCCUCCUGUGGCAUUGCAGCCAUCCUUGGGCCACUACUAUGCACACGUGAAUGAGGCAUGGAGAAAAGGAUAUGAGGGGCAAACCUCUCGAAGCGGACACUACCUGUCUACUCCUUUGCUUUCACAUGUUGUCAUUGUCUCCAUUUCUGGGGGUUAUAAUGAUUACCAGGUGCGUACAAAGUUAGAGUCCCUUGAUGGUAUUGUUCCGUCUACGCAUGGCUUCAUGAUUAGUAGCACUGCCAUGAGAAAUGUAUGGUUGUCCAUGGAGCACCAAGUUAUCUUAUGGUGUAAUCAGCUAGUUGUGCAAGUGUCACACACUUUACUUAGUCUGAUGGACACCAAGACAGGUCAACCUUUUGGUGAUGUUAGACAAAGAGUUGGUAUAUUUACAAAAAUGCUCCAUAGUGGAAUCCCACAGACCUUCCUUUCAUCGAGGCAAUCACCACUAUCGCAAAAGUCUGAUCAGGCUUCUGAUCAAAAUAGAAUAGUCAAUGCUGGGUUGCAAGUUCCCUACAUAUCUGGUUGCCCACGUGAUUGCCAAUGGAAUGAUGAUGGACUUGAAAGAGACCUUUACAUCCAAACUAGUUCUGUCACUGUGUUAGCUAUGGAUGGGCGAAGACGUUGGAUGGACAUUCACAAACUGGGUGCGGACAGAAAAACCCACUUUGUUUUUGUCACGAAUCUUUCACCUUGUUCUGGUGUUCGACUACAUCUUUGGCGAGAGAAGGGAACAUCAGGCAAACGGGUUGUGGAAGUCACCUCAAAAAUGGUACACAUUCCCUCUGGCCCAGCUCCAAGGCAGAUUGAACCAGGUAGUCAGACUGAGCAAGCUCCUCCGUCUGCUGUAUUUUGGUUGAGUCCUCAGGAUAUGCACGGCUUCAGGUUCUUGACCGUCUCAGUGGCGCCUCGCCCGACUGUUUCAGGGAGACCUCCACCAGCUGCAUCUAUGGGAGUUGGACAAUUUUUCAAUCCAAAGGAUGGAGAGCAUUUAUUCUCUGCUUACCAGUUGAUUCAUUCAUUAUACUCAAAAAAGGAUGUGAAUUUGAAAGAAGAUCAUCCUCUUAUUCUCAACCAUACAUUUUCCGUUAGCUUAGGUCUUCUUCCUAUUUCUUUAGCCCUUGAAACAACUGGCUGUGGAAUUAAGAAGUCGGAAUUUCCUCUUGAAGAGUCGGGAGAUGUUGAAACUAGUACCAUUUGCAGACGUCGCUGUUUCCCACCUGUGGCUCUUGCUUGGGAUGCUACAUCUGGUCUCCAUGUAUUUCCCAAUCUGUUUUCUGAAAGAAUUAUUGUGGAUUCCUCUCCAGCACUGUGGACUUCUUCAAAGGAAUCUGACAAGACAACCGUUUUGUUACUGGUAGACCCGCAUUGCUCGUAUAAAAGUACUGUUAGUAUUUCUACCAUUACUGCUGCUAGUAGAUUCUUGAUCUUAUACUUUUCUCAGAUCAGUGGCCUUUGCUUUGCUGUUGCGUUUUUUGCUCUGAUGAGGCAGGCAUAUGCAUGGGAACUUGAUCAGCCCAUACCUUCAUUGCUAUCUGCCGUUGAAUCAAACCUGAGAAUGCCAUGGCCAUUUUUCUUACUUGCCACACUGCCAGUUCUGCUUGCUGUGCUCCUUUCUUUCCUAGGCUCCCAGCCCAUUCCUCCUAUUAUAAGUUUCUUUGCAGUUUCAGUACUUUGCUACGUUUUUGCAAAUGGAGCUCUAGCUGUGCUGAUAUUAGUUUCCCUGUUGCUUUUCUAUGUGGCUGGCACUGUCCAAGUAUUUUUCAGGAAACGGUGGCACUUGUGUGAAGGAAACUUCUGCUUUUCUUUUGUCCAAUGGUUCAUGAAUAAGUCCUCCAGCUUUGCUUCUACCAAGGUGGUAAGAGUUUUAAGGGCAAAGCCUCUGCUUAUUACGUCAAUGAUUGCAAUUGCCUUGGUGUGCCUUGUGCAUCCUGCACUGGGUCUCUUUGUGUUGCUCUUAUCGCAUGCUUUUAGCUGUCACAGUGCCUUUUUCAGCCAUGUCCGGGCCAAGGAGUUGUAUGAAUCCCGAAAUGAACGAAAUAGUGGUCCGAUGCUGCAAAGUCCCAAGUAUGAUGGGGAUAUUAGUGAGCCAAUUCUAGGAAACGAGACCUGUACUGGUAGCCCUGAAUCUAAUAGAAGCUACAUUGACACGCAACUAGAGAUCUUUCAUCACCAGCAUGGUUUGCUAGUUUUACAUUUGCUGGCAGCAUUAAUGUUUGUGCCUUCGCUUGUGGCCUGGCUUCAGGCCAUGGCCCUCAAAUUAGCUCUAGCCACAGCAAAUGAAGGGUCUCUGCUAGGCUCGUCCGGUGCCCUAAACGCCUCCAUAAAUUCCUCCCUCUGCAAUCUCAAAGCCAAAGCAGCAUCCUCAUCUUGGCUUGGCAAUGCCCUCCUUGUACUAAACCUGUGCUGCUGUUGUCUGCUUGACGUACCACCGGAAGGCCUUGAACUCCGGUGCCUUAAACUAUGA